Lasiosphaeria miniovina is the source of this 2652-nucleotide messenger RNA. Its product is annotated as meiosis protein SPO22/ZIP4 like-domain-containing protein. Lineage: Eukaryota; Fungi; Ascomycota; Sordariomycetes; Sordariales; Lasiosphaeriaceae. The transcript is spliced from 10 exons. The coding region runs from base 1 to 2652 and encodes 883 amino acids. The record is from RefSeq and is a predicted model, not a curated record. Gene Ontology annotation, biological process: meiotic cell cycle; regulation of synaptonemal complex assembly.
AUGCCCCCCGGACAGAGACAGCUACCCGCAAUCACAACCCAGCCAGGAAAUGGGAUGGAGAGGCGCAUAGAAGCCGUGGUUGAAUUUGCCCAUGAACUCUACCGAGUUCUCUCAAGCGGCCCGCAAGAUGCGCCAGCUAUCGACGCCCUCGUCGACCAGAUUAGCAAGCAUAUCGACAAGCUCCACGUUUUCAACCAGAAAUACCUUCCCGGCCUCUCGGGCGACCCCGAGAUCGACAAUCAAGGAAGACGGCUUUGGAACAUCUCUACCACACUGCGCCAAGAAUGCGACCCGGCUUCGAAGCGGCUGGGGAGACUCUGCGUCUACGCCCGGGUUCUCGCUUUCCAUUUGCUUGCUAUUUCCAGGCCAAAAGAGAAUUGCAGGGCGCACGACAUGAUUCACCUGCUGAAGCUGGCGCUCAAGGCAGCUCGCAAUUGCAUAGGUUCGUCUGGGCCACACUUCUACGCACACGAGACAAGCUAUACUUCCGUACCCGCCUUAGCUACCCUCGUGUUACAGAAGGCUGCCGACUACAAAGGGUGCCUCCAGGAUCUUGCGCCUCGACUACCAAAGGACGACGCGGACGCAUGUAACUGUCUUGAGAUAGAAUAUUUCAUCGUCCGGACUGCUUUAUCUUGGGCAGAAAACAGACUUGAUGUUGCCGAUCACAUGUUUACCAAAGCGGAAUGCCUGCACAAGUUCCUCACGCCCGAGUAUGCCGAGAGCCUUGCUGACGUUCUUUACGAGAUCGGAAAGACCUCAAACGCCAGAGCCAACUAUCCCAUAGCAAUCAAGUGGCUCGAGCGGGCGAACGAAAUCAUCAAUGGCCAGAAUCUUGAAGCUCUAUCCCGCGAGGGCAGAGAGCUGCGCCUGGCCAUUCUACAGGCGCUUGUAACCGCGCUCCUGGGUACCGCAACCCCUGACAGCUUAGGCCAGGCCAAGAACUAUGUAGAUUUUAUGGAGGUGGAACUGGGCAACAAGUUGGUCGUGUCGCUUCUCAGACUGGAUCUUCUCCAAAAGAUACCUGCCGAGGUCUUUGACAGUGAGGGCUACGCCGAGGUACUGCGGCGUAUCAUAAGGAACUUCAACUCUUCGGACGCCGGCUUCAAGCUCAUCAUUCACCAUAUCCGGAAACUGCACGACAAGAGCCCGAGUAUUGGAUGCGCAGUGUUGGACGACUUUAUCAUGGCCCUGGUUGGUGCCGACAACAGCGACUGGAUGGAGAGGGCCGUCGUCACGCGGAUGUGGAUGAUCAUCGGCCACCGGGAUUCUGUCGACGCUAUCAAUGAUCUCCAAGGUGUUUUCUCGUAUCUUACGAAACCCUUGAGUGCAGAGGCGGCCGCUGCAGCCCAGGUGCUCAUCUGGAAGAAGCUAGAAUCAAAUUAUAGCUUGAGUCGGUUCGAUCUGGCAGAGAAGUGGGGAAACUGCUUCUUUGCGCCCUUGCAAGAAACAGUAUGGAAACUGCGGUCAUAUCUGGCCUUCAAAGUUGCUAUACGAAUCGAAGACCGAGUGCUGGCUGAGCAAUGUCUUCGGACAGUCAGCGCGGCGCCAGGUCACAUCGACUAUCUUGGUGCCUGCAUUGCCGAGUCUCAAAAGGUCGGCGACAUCUUCUGUGCUAUUACUGCACUGAAGAAACUGCACGAAAAGUAUGAGUACAAAGAGCCGAAUCCUAUACACUUGCCUGCGCUCUUCCGCUUCGUCUUGGCGCUUCAAGAGCAGAAGCAAAACCCAGACAUUCGCAAGCUCUUCGAUGUUGACGAACUCGAGUGGUUUAGUAGGAACGCUUACAACUUGGCCUUGAAGAACACAGCUACUUGGGAGCUUCGUCUCGUAGUGCGAAUGCUUACCUCCUGCGUGGGCAUCAUCUGCCAAUUUCCCCCAGAUGUGGGAUCUCAGGUCGAGCUUUCAUUAAAGAAACCCUUUUCUCGCUUCAUCAUUGCCUCUGCCCUCGUCUCUCUCGCGAGAACCCAGGACAAUGUCGAGAAGCGGCGGCAUGACUAUGUUAUCAUGCGCGAGCACGUCAUGGCGUUCGAUGGCGAGCUUCCCGGCUAUCUGCCACAUCUGGACGAGCAAUCGCGAGAUGACAUGAUACGAAAGCAUGCUACGCUACUCACAUUUGACUUUGAGGCGGCCAUCUUCCUCGGCCAGUGGGAUGAUCUGGGCGGCAUUGUGCAGCGCGCCGUCACUUGCCGCAGCAUUACGGCGUAUCAGGCCAUGGCUGAUAGCCUUCUCAGGGCUCAGGCGCCAGGGCAAGCUCUUUACUCGACAAUACGGAAGAUCGUCAACGAGAUCUGGGUUUUGGAGAGCUUCGACGCUAUGAAACUAGCCAAGUAUACACGCUGUAUGUUCCAAGCAACGCUACCUCUCGACGAUGGCCUGGCAAUGAAGCUGCUGGACGAGGCUUGUAGCAAGGUCAGAGAGCUCCGUGAGAGCGAGGCGCACUGGCCACAGGAGGAGCUUGAAUGGAUGGCCACGACCGCCUUCAACCACGCCAUCGACUGCUACAGCGCGCGAGAGAUUGAGCGGGCCAGGGACUGGGCCACCAAGGCCAUCAACCUUUCACACUAUUGCGAGGACGAGGGGAGCGGUCUAGAACGUACCCUGCAGGACAAAUUUCUGCGCUUGAACUUUGGGGCCGCGGAGCCAAGUUGA